AUGGAAGCUUUUGAUUUGGGUGCAGAUGAGCUCGCCGAGCAACUCGGCGAUUUCGAGCCUUUUGUGGCCGAUUAUAGUGGAAAGAAGCUCAACGAACUCCCAUCAGAUGUGCUCAUUCACAUUUUCAAAUUCGUUGGCACCAAAGAGCACAACCCAAAACCAGCGGCUUUUCAGCAGAAUUUCCCACCCCGCCGCCACCCGGAGCACACUGAUGAGCACGCCGUUCGAAAUUUGAUGUCGUUGAGAAGAGUCUGCAAGAGUUUUGAAGAUAUUAUCAAUAAUAAUAUGAUCCCUGGAGCACAUUAUGAUCAAUGUUUGAUUGAAAUCAAAAUUCAGGGUUCCCCAGACACCCGUGCUGUCACAAUGUUCAAAUAUGGAGGAACAGGAGCUCAAUACCCAGCUACCCGUCUUAACAGAAUCCGAAGAUUUAAUGAAUUCGAAUAUCUGCAUAUUCAAAAAUUCGAAAUUCUCAACAAACUCUACAUUUCGGAUAUUGUAUUGACUGAGGAGCUGUUUGAAACUAUUAAGAAACUGGAUUUGACAUCGACAAAAACGAUAUAUUUCGAGCGAAUUUUGGAUAUCAACUUUUCCGAAUCAAUCGAUAUUAUCAAUUAUAUCCAGGGUUUCUUGUGCUCAAUCGAUUCUCCGGCCAAUGUCUACUUCAAUUCUGAAGUUUUCGACCCAAAUGUCGUGCUUUUCGGUGUAAAUGGCCGUCAAAAUGAUGCUGAAAUGAACGAACUUCGUCUAUUGGGUUUGUUGGAUGAUGAAGACUCAGAUCACAUAGGUCAUAAGCAGAUUCGAAGGAAGCAAUUGACACAAGCGGAACGUCGUCAACGCCGCUUCAUCAAUGUUGUGAACAAUCUUGUGACUACGCCAGAAGACGCUGAAAAUGUGAAGAAAUAUAAUGUGGAAUCAAUUAAAAAACGCCGCAAAGCCAUGAAUUCUAUCAAAAAACGCGUGGAAAUUCGUACAAAAUCCCGUAGUAAAAGUGUCCAAAAGUCGACUCGCUGGCAUUUGAGAAAAGUAUUCGAUUUGAUUGGAAAAGAGCAGUGCCGAUCGAAAAAUGCAAUGAUUUAUCAUAUGAAAGCGUUGAAAAAGAUAACCGCCGGAGCCACCGCCGAUUCAUUCAUAACCGCCGCCGACGAGAUAUCAUCGAUGAUCAACGAGACUGCAGAACUCCGAAAAAGAGAGGAAUUUAUGAAGAAAUUCCCAUUUCUGUCAAAAUUCUCGUUGAAUUCCACUUUUUAUACUUGAAAAAACACGGAUUUUUCACUCAUUUUCCCCCUUAAAAUUACCCUUUUUCCUCUAAGUUAUUCAUUUUUCUCUCUCAAAAAUGCCCAUACCUUUCACCUGAAAAUCUCAUAAAUUUUGAGCUUUUUUAUCUGAAAAAACCGAAAAUUUGCCAUUUUUUCCCGAAAUUCUCAUUAAAAAAAUGGCAUUUUUCAGCCAAUUUUCGCCUAAAUUAUUCAUUUUUCUCUCUCAAAAAACACCCAUUUUCACUUAAAAAUCCAACUUUUAGCCGGAAAAUCCUCCCCUAUUUCUCUUUAAAAAUGCCCAUUUUCCCCGGAAAAUCGUAAUUUUUGGCUGAAAAAUUGGAAAUGAUGCCAAUUUUUGCUUAAAAUCUCUAUUUUUCAUCCAAAAAAAAAAUUCAAUUUUCGGGUAAUUUUCACUCUAAAAAGCAUUUUUUUUUUUUGGCACAAAAACGCCACUUUUUCAAUUAAAAUUUCGAUUUUCACCUGAUAUUCAAAUUUUUCGCUAAAAAUUAGAAUUUUUGUCCAAAAUGUCGCAUUUUUGCCAAUUUUCAUACCGAAAAAUCUGAAAUUUCGCAGUUUUUUGCCUGAAUUUUGCCUAAAAAUCCCAUUCUCCUCGAAUAUUUUCACCCAAAAUUUAAAAUUUUUUGGUAAUUUUCACCUAAAACUCGAAUUUUUCGUCCAAACAGUCGAAUUUUUGCCAAUUUUCUUCGAAAAAUUUCGAUUUUCGGCUGAAAUUUCACCCCAAAAAUCUCAAUUUUCUCGAAUUUUUUCAUAUGUUCAGCUGAAAAAUUCGAAAAUUUCCGCAUUUUUCACUCAAAUUUCGUCUAAAAAACCUCUUUUUCUCUUCAUUUUCCGACCCGAAACCUUUCUGAAAUUUCCCAAUUUUUCUCAACUUUCACCUCUGAAAUAUCCAUUUUUCCCCAUUUUCCACGUAAAUUUUGUUAAAAAUCACUGUUUUUUCACCUCAAAUUCGAAUUUUUGACUGAAAUUUUACACAAAACCCCCCAUUUUUGCUAAUUUUUUAGCUAAAAAUUUGAAUUUUUCACCCAAAAACCCCGAUUUUUUGGCGAUUUUCACCUCAAAAAUCAUAUAUUUUCAGCUGAAAAAUGUCAAAGUUUCCGAGUUUUUAACUCAAUUUCCACCAAAAAAUACCCAUUUUCUAGCUAAAAAUCACUGUUUUCUCACUGUUUUUCACCUAAAAUACCCAUUUUUCAUGUUUUUUUUUUUGUAAAAAUCUGCUUUUUCUCGCCUCCGGUACCAACCACUUUUCCCAAUGUUACGCGUAUUUUUUGUCAUCAAUUUCUCGAAUUUUCCCCAAUUUUUCACUGAAAAAUUCAAAUUUCCCGCA
Messenger RNA from Caenorhabditis elegans, 2601 nucleotides. RefSeq names its product F-box domain-containing protein (gene Y82E9BR.19). The record is from RefSeq and is marked reviewed. The coding region runs from base 1 to 1254 and encodes 417 amino acids. The transcript is spliced from 8 exons. NCBI's taxonomy places the organism in Eukaryota, Metazoa, Nematoda, Chromadorea, Rhabditida, Rhabditidae.